This is a messenger RNA of Closterium sp. Yama58-4, 2847 nucleotides long. NCBI's taxonomy places the organism in Eukaryota, Viridiplantae, Streptophyta, Zygnematophyceae, Desmidiales, Closteriaceae. The record is from the annotation of a GenBank genome assembly.
AUGGCUUGUACCUCGCGCGGCUUCAGUGAAGACGUCUUUUCGUUGUCAUUAGUACCUAAACGAGGGAAAUUACUAGCCCCCUCGGAGGAGGAACGGGCGCGCCGCGCGGUGUCCGUACACGAGGCGAAGCGGAGCAUUGACGGCCCUCCCGCCGCGCAUUGUUUCUCCAGCCGUCAUGUCGACCACGGGCAACGCGACUACGGCUGGAAACCCGGCGACAGCCACUGGACGGGGGGUCUACGUGAAGGCCUGGCGGAAGCACGGCGCGGUCCGUGCUUGGAGGCCACGUGUCCGCUCACUCCCCCGCGCCGCGCCAACGAUGCAUUCUGCGAUCCGCCCGCAGCAACGGGCCGAACAGCGGCGGCGCAACGAGGGCAGCGCGCGCAGUGCGGCAAGUGCGACGGUGACAGCGACGGCUGGCGGAGUCGCAGCGCAGAAUGCGGAGCGGCGAGCGCUGCUGCGGACGAGGCAGCUACAGCGGUGUGGAGUUUGAAUUGUCAGCGGCACAGACGUGGCUGCACCACCGCGCGGCGCAAGAUGGAUCCGACGAGCUCUUCCAUGCAGCGGAUCCGGGAGUGCGAUGGGGCAGGAUGCGCGUCAAGAGACACAGGAGGCGCAAGAAUGCGAGGAGGUCGGGCACGAGGAGGAGGCGAUGGCGGCGGCGACUGCUGCGUAUCGCGGGCGCGGGGGAGGCUGCGCGCCGCCGCGCAAUCAGCAAAGGCGGAGGGCAAGGAUCCGCGCCAAGCAUGGCGUGGGCGGGCGCGCGGUGGGGCGGGGGCCUGGCUCAUCAGCCCGCUGAGGUGGCCCUCUCUACUCAACCUGCCUCUGCUGCUGCUGCGGCUGCUGCUGCUGGGUUGCGUCUUGGCGUCGCCCGUCGUGACAUCCCUUGGCGGGCCCUCCCCCGUGCGCAUCAACUGCGGAGGGUCAGAGCACAUCACGAGCAGCGACGGGCGCGUGUGGGAACCGGACGCAUUCUUCACAGGGGGGGAGGCAGCGGCGGUGCUGAACGCGUCGCAGCUGGGCUUCCCCAAGGAGGUGGCGGCACAGCGCAUCUUCCACACGGGCGACGUCAGCUGCUACGACAUCCCCAUUCCCCCCGGCCGCUUCAUCGUGCGCCUCGCCUUCGCGUACAACAGUGACACGCCGCCUGCCAAGACGUUUGAGACUGUCUCGUCCGUGACAGUGCAGGGGGGGCGCACCAGCAGUGCGCAGGAUUUCAGCGUCUCUGCUACGUCUGCGCUCACAGGCGCCGCCGCACCUCGCGACGGCAGUCUAAUGGCAAGCGCAGUUGGAGCGGCGCAUCUCGCUGCGCCUGCUGCCGCCCCCGCCGCGUCUGCAGCUGUGGUGAGUCGGCUGCCGGAUGACACGCCCUUCUCGACCGCGUCGGGCAAGGGCCCUCUGGGAGGAUUUGACAGCCAAGGAAUGGGGGAUCUGCCACCCAGUGACACUGAGCUGGGGGGGGGUCUGCAAGAGCAUGUGCAGGCACGGUGGCCGCGGUUUGCGGUGCUGGUGGAGGGCGUGCAGAUGGAGACGGUGAGCAUGGGCGGGCACGUGGGCGCGGUGUACGAGGCGGAGUACAUCGUGGACAGCGCGGACGCCUCGCUCACGCUCUGCUUCCUGCCCGUGUGGGGCCACGCCCUCGUCAACUCCAUCGAGAUCCUCCCCGUGCCGCCCCCCUUCUACCUCCUCCCGCAAGUCGUCCCCCCCAACGCCUUCCUCGCCGUGCGCGCGCGCAUCGACUGCGGCCGUGCCGCCACGAACGACUCUGCGGUGGCUGGGUCUAAUGGAACGGCAGAGGGCAGCACCAACCGGCUGGCGAGCAACUAUGGUGCGCUGCCGGCAACCACAGGUACCAACUCCACGUGGAGCUUUGACACGCUGGUGGCCACAUCAGGGUUCGGUCCCUCGGGCCAAGGCACCACCAUGCAGGAUGCUCUCGGGCGCCGCUGGUCCAGCGACCUCAACCAGAUAGUGCAGACGCAGCAGGUGGGGGUUCCAGCACCCAGUGGGGAGGCUGGGCAGGGUGCAAUGGGCAGGGGACAGCAGGAGCAGGUGCAAGCGCAGUGGCGUGUGAAGCCGCCCAAGUCGGUGCAGACGUUCGUGCCGGUGAGCGGGGCGGGUGAGGCGCCGCUGUUCCUGGCGCAACCGCUGCUGCAGACGGCACGAGAGGCGGUGCUGGCGAGUGGGCUGCACUACUCGUUUUCGAUCCGCGUGCCGGCGCGGCUGAACCGGUGGAUGGUGCUGCUGCACUUUGUGGCGGUGCAGCCGGGGUCGCGCGUGGGCGAGCGCGUGUUUGACAUCCACAUGAACGGCGUGACUGUGAGCGCCUUUGACAUCCUGCGUGAAACCCACGGGCAGCAGAACCGCCUGGUGACGCUGCCCGUGGUGGUGGGGUUCAGCCGGCCCGCCAUUGGGUCGGCGCCCACGCUGGAGGUGCAGCUGGUGGCGUGCAACGGCAGCAAGCUCAGCCCCCUCAUCACCAGCAUCGAGGUCAUUGAAGUCGUGCGCGCCAACGUCCCCCGCGAAAACGUCGUCUCCGAGCUGAAAGCCCAACAGAGUGGCGAUCCCAAGUCAGCCUUUCCAUCUGCCUCCUCCCACAGCCGUAGUUAUGCGGCGGUGGUUGCGGGGGCGAUAGGAGGGGCUGGGGCGCUGGUACUGCUUGUUAUGCUCGUGCCCCUCGUGCUGCUGUGGCGACGCCAGCAUCGCCGCCGCCGUGCCGCCAUGCGCACCCACCUGCUAGGGCUCAAUGCCGUUGACUCUGCAGCAGCACCACAAACAGACGAUGUUGAAGGAAUUAGUCAUAACGAGGAGCUAGGGCUUGUUGAGGUUAUAGAAGAGACAAGGUGA